Molecule: messenger RNA, 6061 nt
Organism: Dipodomys spectabilis (banner-tailed kangaroo rat)
Lineage: Eukaryota; Metazoa; Chordata; Mammalia; Rodentia; Heteromyidae
Gene: Shank3
Product: SH3 and multiple ankyrin repeat domains 3
Exons: 24
Coding region: 1-5928 (1975 amino acids)
Biological process (GO): proteolysis
Cellular component (GO): postsynaptic density; dendritic spine; postsynaptic membrane
Molecular function (GO): ionotropic glutamate receptor binding; serine-type endopeptidase activity; synaptic receptor adaptor activity
Source: RefSeq, a predicted model, not a curated record
AUGCAGCUGAGCCGCGCCGCCGCCGCCGCCGCCGCCGCGCCCGCGGAGCCCUCGGAGCCGCUGUCCCCCGCGCCGGCCCCGGCCCCCCCCGGCCCCCUCCCGCGCAGCGCGGCCGCAGGGGCUCCGGCGGGGGGGCCGGGGCGCCGCGCGGAGUCCCCGGGUGCCCGGCAACCGGCCGCGAGCUGCCUGGGCCCCGGCGCCGGCACGGGGAUGGACGGCCCCGGGGCCGGCGCCGCCGUGGUUGUGCGCGUCGGCAUCCCGGACCUGCAGCAGACGAAGUGCCUGCGACUGGACCCUACCGCGCCGGUGUGGGCCGCCAAGCAGCGCGUGCUCUGCGCCCUCAGCCACAGCCUCCAGGAUGCGCUCAACUACGGGCUCUUCCAGCCGCCCUCGCGCGGCCGCGCCGGCAAGUUCCUGGACGAGGAGCGGCUGCUGCAGGACUACCCGCCCAACCUGGACACGCCCCUGCCCUACCUGGAGUUUCGAUACAAAAGGAGAGUUUAUGCCCAGAACCUCAUUGAUGACAAGCAGUUCGCAAAGCUGCACACUAAGGCAAACCUAAAGAAGUUCAUGGACUAUGUCCAGCUGCACAGUACGGACAAAGUGGCCCGCCUGCUGGACAAGGGGCUGGACCCUAAUUUUCAUGACCCUGAUUCAGGAGAGUGCCCUCUGAGCCUUGCGGCGCAGCUGGACAAUGCCACUGACUUGCUGAAGGUUCUACGCAAUGGUGGUGCUCACCUAGACUUCCGCACCCGGGAUGGGCUAACUGCAGUCCACUGUGCCACCCGCCAGCGAAAUGCGGGAGCGUUGACGACCCUGCUGGACCUGGGCGCUUCGCCUGACUACAAAGACAGCCGUGGCCUGACACCCUUGUACCACAGCGCCCUAGGGGGUGGGGAUGCCCUCUGCUGUGAGCUUCUUCUCCAUGACCAUGCACAAUUGGGGACCACUGAUGAGAAUGGUUGGCAGGAGAUACACCAGGCCUGCCGCUUUGGCCAUGUGCAGCACCUGGAGCACCUGCUGUUCUAUGGCGCCAACAUGGGUGCCCAGAAUGCCUCAGGGAACACAGCCCUGCAUAUCUGUGCUCUCUACAACCAGGAAAGCUGUGCUCGUGUCCUGCUUUUCCGUGGAGCCAAUAAGGAUGUCCGCAAUUACAACAGCCAGACAGCCUUCCAGGUGGCCAUCAUUGCAGGGAACUUCGAGCUUGCAGAGGUCAUCAAAACCCACAAAGACUCAGAUGUUGUACCAUUCAGGGAAACCCCCAGCUAUGCAAAGCGGCGACGACUGGCUGGCCCCAGUGGCUUGGCAUCCCCGCGGCCCCUGCAGCGCUCAGCCAGUGACAUCAACCUGAAGGGUGAGGCACAGCCAGCAGCCUCUCCGGGGCCCUCCCUCCGAAGCCUUCCCCACCAGCUGCUGCUCCAGCGGCUGCAGGAGGAAAAAGAUCGCGACCGGGAUGGUGAACAGGAGAAUGACAUCAGUGGCCCCUCAGCAGGCAGGGGCAGCCUGAGCAAAAUCAGCCCGAGCGGGCCCGGCGGCCCGGGCCCCGCGCCCGGCCCCGGCUCGGCGCCCCCCGCAUCCCCCGCGCCGCCGCCCCGGGGCCCGAAGCGGAAACUUUACAGCGCAGUCCCCGGCCGCAAGUUCAUCGCUGUGAAGGCGCACAGCCCGCAGGGCGAGGGCGAGAUCCCGCUGCACCGAGGCGAGGCCGUGAAGGUGCUCAGCAUCGGGGAGGGCGGAUUCUGGGAGGGGACCGUGAAAGGCCGUACAGGCUGGUUCCCAGCUGACUGUGUGGAGGAGGUGCAGAUGCGACAGUAUGACGCCAGGCCUGAAACCCGGGAGGACCGUACGAAGCGGCUUUUCCGACACUACACAGUUGGUUCCUAUGACAGCCUCACUUCACACAGUGAUUAUGUCAUUGAUGACAAGGUGGCCAUCCUGCAGAAACGGGACCAUGAGGGCUUUGGCUUUGUGCUCCGGGGAGCCAAAGCAGAGACCCCUAUCGAGGAGUUCACGCCCACACCGGCCUUCCCUGCGCUCCAGUACCUGGAGUCUGUGGAUGUGGAAGGCGUGGCCUGGAGGGCUGGGCUUCGUACUGGAGACUUCCUUAUUGAGGUGAAUGGGGUGAACGUGGUGAAGGUCGGACACAAGCAGGUGGUGGGUCUGAUCCGUCAGGGCGGCAACCGCCUGGUCAUGAAGGUUGUGUCAGUGACCAGGAAGCCUGAAGAGGAUGGGUCUCGGCGCAGAGCCCCACCUCCUCCCAAGAGAGCCCCCAGCACCACGCUGACCCUGCGCUCCAAGUCCAUGACGGCUGAGCUUGAAGAACUCGAGAAGCUGGAUGAGAUCUUGGCAGCUGCUGCGGAGCCAACACUGAGGCCGGACAUUGCAGAUGCGGACUCCAGAGCAGCCACAGUCAAGCAGCGGCCCACUAGCCGAAGGAUCACCCCUGCUGAGAUCAGUUCAUUGUUUGAGCGCCAGGGCCUCCCAGGCCCAGAGAAGCUGCCGGGCUCUCUGCGGAAGGGGAUUCCACGCACCAAGUCUGUAGGGGAGGAUGAGAAGCUGGCGUCCCUGCUGGAGGGGCGCUUCCCGCGAAGCUCGUCGAUGCAGGACACGGCGCGCGAGGGCCGCGGCAUCCCGCCGCCGCCGCAGACCGCGCCGCCGCCUCCGCCCGCGCCCUACUACUUCGACUCGGGGCCGCCACCAGCCUUCUCGCCUCCGCCCCCGCCGGGUCGAGCCUACGACACCGUGCGGUCCAGCUUCAAGCCGGGCCUGGAGGCGCGCCUGGGCGCGGGCGCGGCGGGCCUGUACGAGCCCGGGCCCCCGCUCGGCCCGCUGCCCUGCCCCGAGCGGCAGAAGCGCGCGCGCUCCAUGAUCAUCUUGCAGGACUCGGCGCCCGAGGUGGGUGACGUCCCCCGGCCCGCGCCCUCGGCCACGCCGCCGGAGCGCCCCAAGCGCCGGCCGCGGCCGCCCGGCCCCGACAGCCCCUAUGCCAAUCUGGGCGCCUUCAGUGCCAGCCUCUUCGCGCCUUCCAAGCCGCAGCGCCGCAAGAGCCCGCUGGUGAAGCAGCUGCAGGUGGAGGACGCGCAGGAGCGCGCGGCGCUGGCCGUGGGCGGCCCCGGCCCCGGCGGCGGCAGCUUCGCCCGGGACCCCUCCCCCACACACCGCGGGCCCCGGCAGGGGGGCCUCGACUACGGGGCCGGGGAGGGCCUGGGGCUCGCGUUCGGGGGCCCGGGCCCGGGGCAGGGCAAGGAGCGGCGGCUGGAGGAGCGACGCCGCUCCACCGUGUUCCUGUCGGUAGGCGCCAUCGAGAGCAGCCCGCCCAGCGCAGACCUGCCGUCGCUGCAGCCCUCGCGGUCCAUCGACGAGCGCCUCCUGGGGGCCGCGGGCGCCACCGGCCGGGACCUGCUGCUCCCCUCGCCUGUGUCCGCGCUGAAGCCGCUGGCCAGCAGCCCUGGCCUCGCGCCCGCGGGCUCCACCUUCAUCCACCCGCUCACCGGCAAGCCCCUGGACCCCAGCUCGCCCCUGGCUCUGGCCCUGGCCGCCCGCGAGCGGGCCCUGGCCUCACAGGCGCCCUCCCGCUCCCCCACGCCCGUGCACAGCCCCGAUGCCGACCGCCCGGGACCCCUGUUCGUGGACGUGCAGGCCCGGGACCCGGAGCGAGGGGCCCUUGCCUCGCCGGCCUUCUCCCCGCGGAGCCCGGCCUGGAUUCCCGUGCCCGCUCGCAGGGAGGCCGAGAAGGCGCCGCGGGACGAGCGGAAGUCCCCGGAAGACAAGAAGUCCAUGAUCCUCAGCGUCCUGGACACGUCCCUGCAGCGGCCGGCCGGCCUCAUCGUCGUGCACGCCACCAGCAACGGGCAGGAGCCCGGCAGGCUUGGGGCCGAGGAGGAGCGGCCGCCUGCCCCGGAGCGGCCGCCCGCCCCGCUGCCCGCGGCGGCCGUGCCUCUGUCCAGCCCCCGGGCCCAGCCCCCCGGCGGCACCCCGGCGGACCCCGGGCCCGGCCAGGGCAGCUCGGAGGAGGAGCCCGAGCUCGUGUUCGCCGUGAACCUGCCGCCCGCCCAGCUGUCCUCCAGCGACGAGGAGACCAGGGAGGAACUAGCCCGGAUCGGGCUGGUGCCGCCCCCGGAAGAGUUUGCCAACGGCAUCCUGCUGGCCACCCCGCCCCCAGGCCCCGGCCCCUCACCCACCUCGGCGCCCGGCCCGGCCUCCGGGAAGCCCGGCAGCGAGCCCCCUCCUGCCCCCGAGUCCGCAGCCGACUCUGGGGUAGAGGAGGCCGACACCCGAAGCUCCAGCGACCCGCACUUGGAGACCACAAGCACCAUCUCCACCGUGUCCAGCAUGUCCACCCUGAGCUCAGAGAGCGGAGAGCUCACCGACACCCACACCUCCUUCGCUGAUGGACACACUUUUCUACUCGAGAAGCCACCAGUGCCUCCCAAGCCCAAGCUCAAGUCCCCGCUGGGGAAGGGGCCGGUGACCUUCAGGGACCCGCUGCUGAAGCAGUCCUCGGACAGUGAGCUCAUGGCCCAGCAGCACGCCGCCUCUGCCGGCUUGGCCUCUGCCGCCGGGCCUGCCCGCCCUCGCUACCUCUUCCAGAGAAGGUCCAAGCUGUGGGGGGACCCGGUGGAGAGCCGGGGGCUCCCUGGGCCUGAAGAUGACAAACCAACUGUGAUCAGUGAGCUCAGCUCCCGCCUGCAGCAACUGAACAAAGACACACGCUCCCUGGGGGAGGAACCGGUCGGUGGCCUGGGCAGUCUGCUGGACCCUGCCAAGAAGUCACCCAUCGCAGCAGCUCGUGGUCCCUGUGGGUUACGGUUCAGGCAGAGCGUGCAAGGGCCUGUCCGGAUUGUUGGUGGACAGGCUGUGCAGCAUGGCGCCUGGCCCUGGAUGGUCAGCCUCCAGAUCUUCAUGUCCCACAACAGCCGCAGGUACCAUGCAUGUGGAGGUACCCUGCUGAAUUCCAACUGGGUGCUUACAGCUGCUCACUGCUUCGAUAACAGAAAAAAAGUCUAUGACUGGAGACUGGUUUUCGGAGCACAGGAAAUUGAGUAUGGGAGCAAUAAGCCAGUGAAGGCACCUCUGCAGGAGAGAUAUGUGGAGAAAAUUGUCAUUCAUGAGAAAUACAACGUUGUGACAGAAGGGAAUGACAUUGCUCUCUUGAAGGUCACCCCUGCUGUCACCUGUGGGCGCUUCAUCGGGCCAGGGUGCCUGCCCCAUUUUAAGGCAGGCCCUCCCAAAGUUCCCCAGACCUGCUACGUGACCGGAUGGGGUUACAUAAAAGAGAAUGCUCCCAGGCCAUCACCCAUCCUGCUGGAGGCACGUGUGGAUCUCCUUGACCUCGACCUGUGUAACUCAACCCAGUGGUACAAUGGGCGUGUCACGUCAACCAAUGUGUGUGCAGGGUAUCCUGCAGGCAAGAUUGAUACCUGCCAGGGGGACAGUGGUGGGCCUCUCAUGUGCAAAGACAGCGCAGACAGCCCGUUUGUGGUUGUGGGGAUCACAAGCUGGGGCGUGGGCUGCGCCCGUGCUAAACGCCCUGGAAUCUACACGGCCACCUGGGACUACCUGGACUGGAUUGCUUCCAAGAUAGGACCAAACGCCUUGCACAUGAUUCAACCAGCCACGCCUCACCCCCCUACCACCCAUGCCUCCUCCUCUCACCUCCCCUCCUCCAAUCCUGCCUGGUACUUUGAAAACCCUCCUCAUGCUGCUCAGUCUUCCCAUACUCACCCCUUUCGGCCUCAGCCCUAUCCACCUCAACACCCAUCCCAGCCUCCGCCACCACCGCCCUUAUCUCACACCAAGCCUCCCAAAGCACUUUCCUUUGCCAAGCGCCUACAACAGCUUAUAGAGGCUCUGAGAGGGAGGCCUUAUUCUGUUGCCAAGAACUCUUACUACAUGGGGCCUACGGAGUACCCAGAGACAGUCCUCUCCUGAUCCGACCUUGUUUUCAACAGACCCAGGCCCCUCAUUCCUUAAAAAAGAGAGAGAUGAAAUAAACAUAUACACAUAUAUUUAUUUAUAAAUAAAUAGAUAAAUACAAAUACAGGCAUGCACAUGAAGAGAUGCU